GUCUUGUUCGGUAUAUCUUUAGCGAGGGACCUUGACGUGACUGAGAAUAUUAAAAAAAAAAAUGGUGUCGAGGAUUGUGUGCCUGAUGAUGAUUAUUGGGUUGACCUGUGGCGCCACCUGGAUGGGAAGACUUCCAAUGAAGCCCCGUCAACAUGCUCACAAAACAGGCUGUUUUAUCAAAGAAAUCGAUGACGUCAUACCGUUUGGUGAAAUUGUAUCUCCAGUCGGAAUAUGCUACAGGAUAGAGUGCUUGAAACAUAGACUAGAAUAUGCUUCUUGCGACGUAAUAAGUGCUGACUCAUUAAACUGUUACAUCACAGACGAAGAUCUAAGUAGACCGUAUCCAAGCUGUUGUCCACAAAUAAAUUGCGAAGAAGACAACUACCUCAUUUAGUAUAGACUUCUUCAGGAGCAAGUCUUGGGUGACAUUUACAAUUGAAGAUCUGACACUGGAGGAAUUAAGAAGACAUCGAGAUAAAGAAUAGAAUGUACGAAUUUAGUAAAGUUUUCACACGAGUCGGUUAUAACGAAUGAAGGAUAUAUCUUAAAAUAUUGGAGCACAGUUAAGACGAUAUAUUUUCACACUAUACGAAAAAAGCGAAAAUGCAUUUAGCUGAUCGGAAAAAUAUGAAAUAUAAAAAUUGAUUUGUGUAAAUAUAUUUUAUUUAUGUGUUAGUGAUUUUUUAUGUGUGAGUUAUUAUUAAUAUUUAAGACUAAGGAUGCAGGAAUUGUUCUUCAUUAAUUGUCCAACGUCAGUCUUAAAACUUUAAGGUGCUCCUGAAAAGACUAAUUGAUAGAGUUCCUUAUAAAGGAGUUAGGGAUUUAAGUAUACUCCGUCUCGAGAAGCUAUCUUGCCGCCAAAUUGUUAUUAUUUAUUUUAUUAAAUUAGUUUCACUU
Molecule: messenger RNA, 897 nt
Organism: Vanessa atalanta (red admiral)
Lineage: Eukaryota; Metazoa; Arthropoda; Insecta; Lepidoptera; Nymphalidae
Exons: 3
Coding region: 62-394 (110 amino acids)
Source: RefSeq, a predicted model, not a curated record